GCUCUCCCUCCUUCCGCCUCUUCUGGGUACUUCACAUCCGGUUUAGGCUGCGCCUCUUAUCGAGUCUACAACGUAGACGUAUAAACGAUAGAGAGCAACCAACGCGCGUACAACAGCCCUGCGUUCAACGGAACCGCGUCAGCCGUAAUAUCUAGUACACUUGCGUUAAUGUGUUUUGUGUCUCUGGUGCUUUGAAGCCAGUAGCCCGUGCCACAUCUCUCGGUGACGUCAGCGGCUACCGCCAUCUUGGCUGGGGUCUGUACAGCUGCCCGCUCCUGGCAGAGGUAAGGCAGCGGCGGACAGGGAGCCGCGGCCUGAUGAGACUUGUUUGGGGUGAGAGAUAGCCCUCCCCGCCUGCUGCACGGUGUUCCCGGCUGCUCCACGACCCCCGCUGUAGGCUGCCCAGUUCUGUCCCCUCACUCCCUCCGCAAACAGCAGCAUGACGUCCCUGACCCAGCGCAGCUCCGGGCUGGUCCAGCGCCGCACCGAGGCCUCCCGCAGCGAGCGGGACAGGGCGGAACACGGGGACGAUGAGGACCGAGACCGUGACGAGCAGGACGAAGACGACAAGGCCGGGGACAAGGAGGCCAGACUCACCCUGAUGGAGGAGGUGCUACUGCUGGGGCUGAAGGACAGGGAGGGCUACACCUCCUUCUGGAACGAUUGUAUCUCGGCCGGCUUACGUGGCUGUAUGCUGAUUGAACUGGCGUUCAGGGGACGAAUUACACUCGAAGCCGGAGGGAUGAGGCGUAAAAGCCUCCUGACAAGAAAGGUUAUCUGCAAAUCCGAUGCCCCCACCGGUGACGUUAUGCUUGACGAAGCCUUAAAACAUAUAAAAGAAACCCCUACCCCGGAAACUGUGCAGAGCUGGAUCGAACUUCUAAGUGGUGAGACAUGGAACCCUCUAAAACUCCACUUCCAAUUACGAAAUGUCCGUGAGCGGCUGGCUAAAAACCUUGUGGAAAAAGGCGUCCUCACUACGGAGAAACAAAACUUCCUGCUGUUUGACAUGACCACCCACCCGCUCACCAACAACACCAUCAAGCAGCGUCUCAUCAAGAAGGUGCAGGAGGCCGUUCUUGACAAGUGGGUGAAGGAUCCCCACCGCAUGGACAAGCGUCUGCUGGCCCUUAUCUACCUUGCCCACUCCUCCGACGUCAUAGAGAACGCCUUCGCACCGCUCUUGGAUGACCAAUACGACUUGGGUAUGAAAAGAGUGCGGCAGCUGCUCGACUUAGACCCCGAGGUCGAGUCUACGAAACCCAAUGCCAACGAAAUCCUCUGGGCUGUGGUGUCCACCUUUACAAAGUAAAACCCGCUCGUGGUCCAGGGUGUUCAUCGUACGUGAAUCUGCUCGGCAUUCUCGGUCAUUUGUAUUUUGCUUGUGUUGCGUCGGCUAAGAAGUCAUCGGUUUCCGUCUGUCUGCAGGAUUCUGCUGGAACGAUGCGACCUUCCCGUCGAAAGAGUUCUUUUUGCCAUAUUGGCACUUCACUACUCCUAAAACUCGUUACCUGGAAACCAUUUUUUUUCCUCUCUAACUACUGGAAGGGUUCAUUUUAAACAACUGGCAGCAAAGCUUUGGCCCACGCAACGCAGGAGUUGCUCGCCGUGAGUUUCUUCACCAACGCUCGAGAGGUUCUAGGUCAAAGUGAAACGCGUCACGGAAAAGCCUUUCAAUCACCAAAGUCUAAAUACGUGUCUUUAUUUUUCCAUUUCUUCCUUAGCGCUUUCUAGAAUAGUUUUAACACUUUUGGGCUGCUCCAUAAACUUUCCUUUUCCCCCCUUUUCUUUUACCCAAUAUCUCCUGCCACGGCCGUAACAAAAAAUAAA
Spea bombifrons (plains spadefoot toad) is the source of this 1830-nucleotide messenger RNA. RefSeq names its product golgi phosphoprotein 3 (gene GOLPH3). The record is from RefSeq and is a predicted model, not a curated record. The transcript has 4 exons. Gene Ontology annotation, biological process: Golgi to plasma membrane protein transport; Golgi vesicle budding; retrograde vesicle-mediated transport, Golgi to endoplasmic reticulum. Gene Ontology annotation, molecular function: phosphatidylinositol-4-phosphate binding. Gene Ontology annotation, cellular component: trans-Golgi network; cytosol; Golgi cisterna. Bases 440 to 1312 code for a protein of 290 amino acids. Lineage: Eukaryota; Metazoa; Chordata; Amphibia; Anura; Pelobatidae.